Messenger RNA from Rubroshorea leprosula, 1510 nucleotides. The record is from the annotation of a GenBank genome assembly. NCBI's taxonomy places the organism in Eukaryota, Viridiplantae, Streptophyta, Magnoliopsida, Malvales, Dipterocarpaceae.
CUCUGCAGAAAUCCCGGAUCUGCUCUGCUCUAUUCUGCUCCUCACCGUCGGCUGCUCUUGUUUGUGGGUGCGAAAUUCUUCAAAUUUCUGAUUCCGAAUUUCUCCCCAAAUUGCCGCCGGCCUUCCCCUAGCUUGUAGCUCUGGUUUUGCUGGGAAAAUUCUGUUACUGUUCACGGCGUGAUCACUGUUCACGGGCACUAUUCACGCACUGAUGGCCAACAAUUAACGGGGAUUAAAUGUUUAGUUUGUAAUAUAAGAACAAAUUUGGAGAUGUCCGGUCAUGUGGAGACUGAUAGAAAUAGCAUCAUGAUUAGGGGUAGUCCUAAUGAUGAUUUCACUUUGAAUUUGUAAUAGUGUGGUAUUAAUUUUGGAAUAUUUUGGUUAGGUUCUUGAUCCUUGGGGCACUUUAGUAUGUGGGUUGAGUCUUCGGUUUUAUGCGAUUUGAGGUAAGUAAAAUUAUGGUAAUUCCCUUCGAUUUUAAAAGUGUAUUUUAACUUGUUUUUCAAGUGGUGGCGGGACUAAAUCUGUUUUCUACAAAAAUGAGCAUGAUUGAUUUGAAAUAAGAUUAUUAUUCUUUUUAUUGAUUUGAGCAUGUCUACUUGGAAUUUACUUAACUGCCCUGAUGAACUGAGAAUUUUGUAGACUCUGAUUUUUCUGCUAAAUCCAUGCCCACAUGGAAAUUUUCCCGGUUUAUUCUUGAAAUUGAGAGUGAGAAUCAUGGAUUUUUCUAUAAAUCUUGCUUGGUUUUGUCUCCGAUAUGGUCAUGUUAUUCAUGUGCCCGCUAGUGGGAGGUUUAUAAACGCUAGCACAUGUCGACAUGUUAUUGAUAGAACUCGUUCGUUUCUGUUAUCCUACUAGUGGGAUUAUACACUAGUAAAUCAUGUGCCUGCCAGUGGGAGGUUUAUAACACUGGCCAUGACCUAUAGAGGAGACGUCUAUUUCGUUCCCGUACUAUAUCCGUUUUUCGUGAUUACACUUGUUGGCAUGCUAUAAGUUUAAUUAAGGGCUAUUCAUAUUUACUUACUGAGUUAUCUCAUAGUUUUUCCUUGUCCACCAUUUCAAGAAGCGAAGUCAAGGACGAGAAAAAAAACCAAGGGGAGUGACAAGUUAAAAGGCUGGCCAUCUUGUAAAUUGAACAUAGAUUUUAGAUGCAGUUCAUGAUCUUAUUGUGAAUUGGAUAAGUUCCGAGUCUUGUGCAUUUGUGGGAUCCUCUCACGAGUGCACGGCGUUUGUUACGCCUCAGAUUUGGGUUUUGGGGCGUGACAAGGUGGAACCUUUCUUUGUCUCUUUUCUAUUGUUGUAAUUCCUCUUUUUUUGUUUAUAGAGUUACUUGUUUGUUUGGGGGAUGGACAUGGGUGUUGGCAUGGUGGUUGGUGAUGGUGUUAUCACUGUUGGAGAAGAGUUUUCUUCUUCCAAUGGUCGAUCCCAAGCCUAAGAUACUUGGAUGAAGAAAUAUUUUUUGUUUCAUUUAGUGAAAGAACUAUUGUAAUAAUAAAGGGACUAGGAACUU